AUGAACAAGAAUAAUCUUUUCAACCUGUAUAAGAAAUCUAAACCGUUUUUUAAAAAUUUGACAUUGUAUCAGCAGAAAUGGGUGUCAAAGCAGGAGACACGGGCGUAUCAUGGCGAAGAAAUAAGAGAGGGUAGAUGGCAAACUUUAUUCAGAAAGAAAUUGGACGGUGUUGCUCAAUUAGAUGCAUCUUUGAAAGGUAAUGUUAAACCCACACCAAUGGUUCUCCAGACAUAUGCACCUUUGGAAAAAAGAUUAGACUUUGCAAUUUUCAGGUCUAUGUUUGCAUCAUCUGUACGUCAGGCGAAGGCCUUUAUAUUGGGUGGAUAUGUUAAAGUGAAUGAUGUCACUGUUAAACAUCCUGGCUUCAUUUUAAAGCCAGGUGAUAUUUUUUCUGUCGACCCGGACAAAGUAAUGGAAGCCAUGGGGAAAAAGAAGCCAAGCUUGAAAGAAGCAUAUAAAAUUGACAAAUUCCAAGUGAUACAAUGGCAAAAGUUUGUGGAAAAGGCCAAAAACGAUCCAAGAAGAGUUUGGAAACUGCAACAGGAUAAGCACAACAAACGUUCUAUUCUAUACAAGAACAAAGAGGUUCCAGGACAAUCACCAGAGGAAUCUACUGAUAUCAAGAAGAGACUCGAAGGAUUACAGGAGUUGAAAUUAAAGAAGAUGAAAACUGUUCAACGUAGUGUGAGCAGAAAAUCGAUAUUAAAAGACAUCUAUCGAACUGCCAAGAAGACAUUUGAUGAGAAGAAAGAUGUGACCGCCGAUGUCUUUGUAUCUCAGUUUGGGAAAGAGCUUUCUGGAAAAUGCUUUCAAGUUUAUGAACUAGUUGCAAAUCAAAGCAAAAUAAUGGAAUUGAAGGCUAAACCGGCAGAAGAAGAAUUAUCAAAAAUUGUUCCUUCUUAUAAGGAUGGUAAGGCUAUAGGCGAGUCCUAUGAUGAUUCACGUUCUAAGAAGAUUAGACAGCUUUUAUCCGAGUUGAACACUAAAUACUUGGAUAAGAUCAGGGAUGAUUUUACAAACAAGCCAAUGUCCGAGGAUGAGCUUGUGAAGAUGUGGGUCGCAUCACUGAAGAAACAUCCUAAGAUCCCUGAAUUGACAGAAGUUGAAGAGAAAGGCUCUUAUUAUCUGAACCUUCCUUGGCAACGUGGUAUGUAUGGAUUAAAGGAUCCAUCAAAGCCAUACUUUACACCUUGGACACCAAGACAAUUUCUUGCACCAUUUGCAAUUCUUCCUAAACAUAUAGAAAUAUCAUUUGAGACAUGUCAUGCGGUCUACUUGAAGAUCCUGUUGCAAGACCGGGUGAGUCCGAGGUGA
Brettanomyces bruxellensis is the source of this 1314-nucleotide messenger RNA. RefSeq lists its product as uncharacterized. Gene Ontology annotation, cellular component: mitochondrial small ribosomal subunit. The transcript has a single exon. The coding region runs from base 1 to 1314 and encodes 437 amino acids. Gene Ontology annotation, biological process: positive regulation of translational fidelity. The record is from RefSeq and is a predicted model, not a curated record. Gene Ontology annotation, molecular function: structural constituent of ribosome; rRNA binding. NCBI's taxonomy places the organism in Eukaryota, Fungi, Ascomycota, Pichiomycetes, Pichiales, Pichiaceae.